AUGUCUCAUUCCACACUUGGAUGUCAGAUCGCCCCACGAUAUCAUCACGAAUACGAUUUCAGCUCAUCUAGCGAGUCCGAGCUGGGAAUACAAGCUUCCGCCGCCGCCAGCUCUACUCCUCUGGAGCAGCAGACCACGGGUGUCAAGACUGAGACGGUGCAUGGCACCACCGCCGCUCCCAAUAGGCUAACAACGCUGCAGCGUGGCCGCACAAAGAGUAGCCGCAGGAUCGUGCAAGAACAGGCGCCUGUCGGGUUCUUUCACUCGUCCAUGGCCGGUGUCAGGCUACACGUGAUCAGGCUCUGGCUUCGUACAAAUCUCAUUCUCGCCAUUGCCAUCAUGGCCUUUCUUUGCCUUUUCUGGGGUGCACUGUUUCGUCAAAAUGCAAACGUGGGGGGUCUGAACAUCUCCGUUGUAGACUUCGAUGGCCAGCCACCGUUUACCGGGGUCGCACCCUUCGUGGGUCCGUUUGUCACUCGCACUGUUCGCAGCAUUAUGGAGGAAGAUGGAGUGGUGCCUGGCUACACCUUUGCGUCUCCCGAAGACUUCAACAACAACUCGCUGAACGUACGCAACGAAGUUUACGACUUCCAUGCCUGGGCGGCCGUCAUCAUCAAUUCCAACGCCACAGCAAUGCUCGAUGCCGCAGUGAAACUGGGGAACGCGAGCUACGAUCCCUUGGGUGCCUGCCAGAUCAUCUAUAAUUCGGCGCGCGAUCAAAUUACCACCUCGACUUACAUUGUACCCAGUAUUAACACCCUCCAGAAGCGCGUAGUCACCGAAUUUGGCCGCGCGUGGAUCGCACAUCUUCUCCAGAACAACGUUUCAGUUACGGACAUGCGCCUAGACAUCGCACCCCAAGCUCUCUCUCCCGGCAUUGAGUUCACCGUCAACGACUUGCGCCCCUUUGGACCGCCUAUUGCUACACCCGCGGUUAGCAUUGGCCUUAUAUACCUGA
This is a messenger RNA of Alternaria hordeiaustralica, 958 nucleotides long. RefSeq lists its product as uncharacterized. The transcript has a single exon. The annotation marks the transcript as partial. NCBI's taxonomy places the organism in Eukaryota, Fungi, Ascomycota, Dothideomycetes, Pleosporales, Pleosporaceae. Gene Ontology annotation, cellular component: membrane. The record is from RefSeq and is a predicted model, not a curated record.